Somion occarium is the source of this 2092-nucleotide messenger RNA. Lineage: Eukaryota; Fungi; Basidiomycota; Agaricomycetes; Polyporales; Cerrenaceae. The record is from the annotation of a GenBank genome assembly.
GAACCUCUUUGCGUGGAAGAUAAAUGGGCUCGCCACUACCAUCCUUGCAUGAGAAGCCUUCGAUCGGCAUCAAUUCAAAUGACCUAUGUCUAUUUAGUGCAUGAUGUGAUGCAUAUCUCGACUGACUCCAACACUUUGCCCCCACAUCUUGAUUUCGCUCGACGCGAUGACGGACAACGUAUUGUGCAUCUCGCUACUUGCCCUUCUCGUUUUCUUCACUGCUAGUCUACUGCGGAAGCAAACUGACAAUCCGAAGAGACUUCCUCUACCUCCAGGUCCUGCGAAGUACCCAGUGAUAGGCAACCUCUUCGAUAUCCCGGACGAUGUUCCUUGGGAGACCUUCUCUUCUAUGGCUCAGAAAUACGUGCAUCUGAAGAUCUUGAGUCAACACACCAUCGUUAUUUCCUCUAUGGAAGCAGCCUCCGACUUGUUCGAAAAGCGACACGCUAUAUAUUCGGACAGAUUCCAGUCCGUUAUGCUUACAGAACUGAUGGACGCGUCUUGGUUAUUCGGCCUUAUGAACUAUGGCAAUGUGUGGCGCAAGAUUCGCAAGGUCUUCCAUCGAUAUUACGGUGCAGGCAUCAUCCAACAGUAUGAUGCGCUUCGGUUUGACAUUAUCCGCACAUUUUUGAAAAGGCUUCAUGCCCACCCCGAUAAGUUCUUCGAUCAUUCACAUCUUGUGUUCGCUGCCCUGUUAAUGAACAUUACCUAUGGUGUGCGCAUUGAAGACGAGUCCAACGAACAUGUCGUUGAAGCCGAAGCUGGGCAACAGGGGUUCAACCAGGCUAUACAACCCGGCAGAUUUUGGGUGGACUAUCUCCAUAUUUUGAAGUAUGUUCCAGCAUGGAUACCUGGAGCCAACUUCAAAAGACUAGCUUCUCAAUGGCGGCAGCACAUGUAUCAUGCCCGUGACCGCCCGUUCGAUGAGGCGAAGGCUAGCUUGAUGCUAGGUACUGUGACACCAUCUAUAGUCACGCACGCUCUCGAGAACAUUGCAAACAGUCCGGACAGAGACGAGCAAGAGUUGAUGAUCCGAUACAGUCUGGGCGGUGCAUUUGGUGCGGGAGUUGAGACGAGCACAUCAACUCUUGAGUGUUUCUUCUAUGCAAUGCUAACGCACCCAGAUGUCCAGAAGAAGGCUCAAGCAGAGCUUGACAGAGUCGUAGGCCCUUCCAGGCUUCCUAUCACAAGUGAUCUACCCAAUCUACCCUACGUGGAGGCGAUACUGAAGGAGUUGUUGAGAUGGAGGCCUGUCACUCCACUAGCCCUUCCUCACUAUACUGCAACGAGUGACGAAUAUCGAGGGUACUAUAUUCCCAAGGGAUCCAUCGUGCUCGCUAAUGUGUGGCAAAUCCUGCGCAAUCCACUGAGAUAUCCUUGCCCAGACCAGUUUCGACCCGAAAGAUUCCUCAAGUCAGAUGGAAGUUUGAACCCGGAUAUUUCUGAUCCAAGUAUAGCCUGCUUUGGCUUUGGACGAAGGAUCUGCCCGGGUAGCUCUUUUGGCGUAAGCUCGCUAUUCAGCACUAUUGCUUGCGUUCUGCACACAUUCGAUAUCGCUCCGCCAUUGGAUGAAGAUGGCAAGCCAGUUGUAGUGGAACUGCAUAUGCACUCCGGCAUGAUAGCUCAUCCAAAGCAGUUCCCUUGUACAAUCCAAUCUAAUCUUUGACAGUUCCCGAUCUUCGAAAGUUCUUCGUCUCGCUGUGUUUGUUGCUCAUCCAGAGUGUAUCUUGGAGAUGACGCCAUUUCUGGUGACGCCUACGCUUAAGUCCUGGCUGGUAUCCGUCUCGGCACCCGGGUCUUGAAUUUAUCUCGUGAUGUGUUCGAGUCGGAUAUAAAGGUUGUCGCUGACUUCCUUCACGCCAGUCUUCCAGUCGUUCCUUUACAAAUGUGCUUGGAUCCCAAGGCUCAUCUGCUACACGGUCAUGGUCUCCGCAGUACACAUAUGCCCCGGCUUCAACGACAGAUUCGUCACUGACAUUAACCGUAACGGUUGUGAGCUUGUAUGUCUCCCCUUCAAAAUUGUCGACUUUCUGCCUCUGCGACAAUGUUUGUGGGCGCAGGAGAAGACCGUCAACAAAAUCGGUAGCAUUGC